AUGUUCAUACUGGUUGCAAGUCCUGUCCAAGCAGCUGAUCCAGACCCCCUCCAGGAUUUCUGUAUCGCAGAUCUUAGUCAGGGGUCAUUUUUCAACGGCUACCCGUGUGUCAUUGCACCACACACUCACAACCUGGCCACUGAGCUUGUGUUCGUCACAGCGGGAGAGCUGUAUAUUGGAUUCGUGGCCAACAGUGACGACGUCAGCGCUCCCAACAAGCUGUUCGCUGGGAUGGUGAAGGCCGGAGAGGCGUUCGUCAUCCCCAGAGGCCUGGUGCAUUUCCAGAUGAACAACGGAACGAUCAAUGCUUCCACAAUCAACUUCCUUAACUCUCACAAUCCGGGAAUCUCAUUUCUCCCUCUCACUCUGUUUGCAGCCCAGCCAGCUGUGGAUCCGGCUCUGCUGGCGAGGUCUUUCGCAGUCGAUCAAACUGCACUGUCUGAUCUGGCAGUUUUCUGGUCGCCAUUCAGCAAUGUGUUUGUGUAA
This is a messenger RNA of Marchantia polymorpha subsp. ruderalis, 486 nucleotides long. The record is from the annotation of a GenBank genome assembly. Lineage: Eukaryota; Viridiplantae; Streptophyta; Marchantiopsida; Marchantiales; Marchantiaceae.